Ostrinia furnacalis (Asian corn borer) is the source of this 947-nucleotide messenger RNA. Its product is annotated as U1 small nuclear ribonucleoprotein C-like. Lineage: Eukaryota; Metazoa; Arthropoda; Insecta; Lepidoptera; Crambidae. Gene Ontology annotation, molecular function: pre-mRNA 5'-splice site binding; zinc ion binding. The transcript has a single exon. Gene Ontology annotation, biological process: spliceosomal snRNP assembly; mRNA splicing, via spliceosome; mRNA 5'-splice site recognition. The record is from RefSeq and is a predicted model, not a curated record. The coding region runs from base 166 to 654 and encodes 162 amino acids. Gene Ontology annotation, cellular component: U1 snRNP; nucleus.
CAGAUAAAAACACACUUUCAUCUGUCACUGUGUGUCACAGUCUCAGUCGCUCACUGUCUUCUCUUGUGUGCACAUACUUUCUAAUCUGUGCUCGUGUGCGGCAAGCGAAUCAUCAAGAACGUGUUUUCAAGCAUUUUCGUGAAAUUCUAGGAUUGUAAAUUAAAAAUGCCAAAGUACUAUUGUGAUUAUUGUGACACAUAUCUAACGCACGAUUCACCUAGCGUUAGAAAAACUCAUUGUACAGGAAGAAAACAUAAAGAUAACGUGAAGUUUUACUAUCAAAAGUGGAUGGAGGAGCAAGCACAACAUCUCAUCGACGCUACCACAGCAGCGUUCAAAGCGGGCAAAAUUGCUCAAAACCCGUUCGGAACUAAUGGAGCAGCUAUACCUCCACCUUGGGAUCCUUCUGUGAUGGGUCCUGGUGGUCCCAAGCCGCCUGUUCCUGCGCCGGGAGGCCCACCGGGCAUGUUACCACCGCCUGCUAUGGGCCUAGGAGGACCGAUGGCUCCGCCGAUAAUGAUGGGGCCUCAUGGACCUAUGCCGCCAAUGAUGGGAAUGAGACCAAUGAUGGGACCUAUGAUGGGGCCGAUGGGCCCCAUGGGACCUAUGGGUCAGAUGAGACCACCUCUAAUGAAUGGACCUCCUAUGAACUAAUAGUGAAAGUGUGUGAAAUUGUGUUCUGUACUAUGCUAAAAAAAUACCACGUUAUGUUUGAAAAAUACCACAUUCAAUGGUAAUUAACACAGUCGGGUCUACUAUUUGUGUUAUUUUGUUAAAAUAUCUUGAAUACUGGAUUUGACUUAGUUAAAAUAUAUUGUUAUUAUAGUUUUAAUGGUAAUUAAUUUGAUUAUACUUUAAGAUCACUCCUGUCAGAUUAUUAAAAAAUAGCUCUACCCGCGACUUCGUACGCGUGAAAACCCGUUUUCGCAACAUUUUUCAUUUUUGCU